Dentiscutata heterogama is the source of this 302-nucleotide messenger RNA. Lineage: Eukaryota; Fungi; Glomeromycota; Glomeromycetes; Diversisporales; Gigasporaceae. The record is from the annotation of a GenBank genome assembly.
AAUCUAAAUCUGGUCUAGCUCAAGAGAAGGUUAUAAAUAUAAUUAACAAAAUUCUCUCAAAUACUGAAGAUAGACUUGAAAGGUCAUUGUUUUGUAAUAAUAAGCAAUGGAAGAAACAUCAUGGAAUAUUUCACAACAAAUCUGAAACAGAGACUAAUUCAUCCAGCUCUGAUUCAGAAUCCAUGGAUUCAAACUAUUAUGUCCGUGAUAAAGUAAAAAUCAAUACUCAUUUAUUACAAUAUCAAUCAUCUCCUCCUGGUUUGUUAUUAAUUCCUGAAAAAGCUGUUUAUCUUUAUCCAUAA